UUGUUUUUAUUUUCCAAUUUUUCACUCGUGAUAUUGUUUUCUAAUAAAUUUUAUCCAAAAAAAUAACUGUUUGCUAUUAUAUUAUAAAAAUGGUUACGAGAGUUUUAGGCUGGUUUGGUUUAAUCUCCGUUAUAAUUAUAGCUUUACUAGGUUUUGGACUAUAUCUUACAUUGUUAACGUUUAUCGUUUCAUUUAUAAUUGGGGUAUUAACAAUUUUUUACUUGAACUAUGAUCCAAAGAAAGUAUUUAAUGCUGAUAUUGACUGUUUGGAUGACCCGUUGCAACAGACAAACUUUUCAAUACAAUCUACAAAGGUGUUAGAAUUAUUUGAAACUCAAAAACCUUUACCAAAGUUUGACAAUAGGAUAACAGGCAGUGAAACUGUUGACUCGUUUAUCAAUGAAAUAAUCUCCAUCAUAAUCAAUGACUAUGUCGCAACUUGGUAUGAAGUUGUUACUGAUGACCAGGAAUUUACCACACACUCUAUAAAGAAGCUUGUGGUUGCUGCUGGGGCUAAUAUAGCCAAUAGAGUGAAAUGUGUAGAUUGGGUCCAUCUACUAUCUACAAGAUUUCCUGAAGAGUUGACAAUACAUUUGAAACUAUAUAAGCAGUCAAGAGUUAGACUGAAACACUUGCAGUUGUUAAGUGCCAAAGAGGUCAAUGGGACCUCAAAACCAAGCCCAAAAAAGCAGGACGAGAAGAAGAUACAUAGAAGAAACAAGAGUGAAACAGACUUGACAUGGCCACCAGAUUCACAGUCAUUUGGGAAAUCCAAAUUCUACAGUAGCUCAGAGAAUGUAAGCAGUAACAAUUUAAAGGACCUAUUUUUCGAUUUGGAAUGUUCUAUGGAGAACAAACAGAUCUGUCGCGAUACAUUUUGUACUGACUCAGAAAAAGAGUAUGCUCUACUCUGUGAGGUGUCAGAAGCAGUUUUAUAUCUCGUCGCGCCAGAAGAGGCCUGGAAAUGCCACGCUAUGAAAUUAAUCCUUAUAGAUUUGUUGUCUGCAAUUGUCUUGAAACCUUUGAUCAAUUUGUUGAGUGACCCCGACAAUAUCAACCGAGCUAUUAUUAGAUCUUGUUGCAGAGAUUCCUGUUUGUCAUCCGAAUUGUUUCUACUGGUGAUUCGAUCUUGUGGGGACGCCGAGGAAUUAGAUGCCACAUUGGAGCUUGUACAAAAGGAUAUACAGAAAUUGCAUUCAAGAGACAGCGCAGGGGAAUGGGAAUUACAAGACCGUCAGAAAUUGUCUUCUCUGCAGUAUUUAAGCAGAAUAAUUCAAGCCAGGCUAGCGACUUUAGGACCUCAAGAAGGUACAUCGGACAGUGGUAAUACAGCAAGAGUCUCCGAAGAAGUCAUGAGGACAUUAAAAUUUUUAAGAGCCAUCGCUGCAUGGAAGUCUAAUGCGCAGUAUUUACUAGAAAUCGAAUUAAAUGAAGCAGACGCCCCACAAACAUCGAAAGCCGUAAUCGACAACCUCCGAUCGUCGGCCUUGGAACUGUGCGACACGUUUCUGUCGCCGAGUCGAGCGGCCAUACUGGGCGCGCCUGAGAACUGUCACGCGGAGCUAGUUCGUAAAAUUACCACCGAAGGCGAGGAAUUCACCAACAAUCCUGUCACAUGCUUCGAUGACAUGCAAAAGUGCGUGAGCGACGCUUUAGAGGAUGAUCCAUCUUGGCAAGCAGAUUUUAUGAUGGACAGUGAGCAAGGCGAAUCAAAUGAGGUAAAUAGUGAAAAUAGAAGAGAAACUAAACCGGAGCCUCCAAAAUAUGCUGGUGAUAUGUUCCUACCGGUCAUUGGAGCCAGACACAAUCGGUCAAGGUCAGAUAUUGUGGGCAGCUUCGCACAAAAAAUGAUUAAUGACAAUGCAGGUCCAUCGAAUCUAAAAUCAGCAAAUACUAGCAGUUUAUCCCUAUCGCAUUCGGCAAUAAGUCAGAGUGCAAAGAAUAUGAUGUCGCCAUUGUCUGCAUGUAUCAUUGAAACGGCGCUGGUGCAGGAUAAAGGUAGAACUUUUGGGAUAUACGCGAUCGCAGUGACGAGAGCAUCCGACAACGAAGUGUGGCACAUAUACAGGCGGUACAGUGACUUCUAUGAUCUACAUGCUGCCAUUAAAGAGAAGUGGCCAGAGCUAGGUCACCUACCGUUUCCAGCAAAGAAGACAUUUCAGAACACAUCAAGAAGUGUACUAGAGAGUCGGAAGCGUACGCUGAACAAUUAUUUGCAGAGUUUGACGAGCAUAUCGCGGGAUGCGCGAUACAUGACUCUCUUGUCCAUGGAAUAUUUGGGAGGAUUUCUCAGUCCGGAAACUCAGACGGAAAGACAUGGAAAUUCAAUUGAUGCACUUCUAGUGAAUUCUAUAAAGGCCGGAAUGAGAACUUUGAAAAGUAUGCCCGACCAAUUUGUUAACACUGUGGAUGGAGUUAUGGAUGGAAUUUCAAAGGUCUUUCAAGGAAAAGGUGGUGACAGUUACGAUAACUUCAAGGUUGGAAGUUCAUCUGAUAUUCAAGAUGAUAGCGAUGAAAGUGUACCAUUGCGGUUAUUGGAAGAGGUUUUGGGAAUCCGAGGGUUGUGGCUUAGGAGACGACUUCUUGCGCCGCUUAGGACCAUCAUCGCUGACCGCGUUAAUAAAAAAGUGUUAGAAUUCGUUUCGUCGUUGACAUCGCCAAGGAAUAUGGUGCAAUACUUAAAAACUUUCAAACAGUGGUUGACGAAUCGAAACAACCCCAGCGCGGCUUCGAGAGACGCCGCCACGAAAGCUAGGACGAGGGUUGCUGCUAAAGUGGCGCUUUUAUCAGCAGCCUCAGAUGACCUCAGACAUAUAGUGGGCACCGAUGCGGCACGUCGGGGCCUGCUCACAGUAUUUGACUUAUUCCAAACGCAAGAGAUUAACAGGAGAUUGUUGCUUGUAUUACUUGAAGUGACAUUAUGCAACCUCUUCCCUGACAACCAAAUUCAGGACAUGUUCAAAAAACUGUAUUCAAAAUCACCGAGAGUGCCCGCAUCAAAGAAAUCCGUUAAUGUAUGAAAUAUAGUCAAGAAUUUAUAAAUGUUUAAAUUAAUUGAAGUCAAUUGUAUCUACUCUUAAUUUAUGGUUAUGUUAGUAAAUCAACUUUAUGUUUUGCAGUGUUACUUAACCUUAAAUAUUGAUCUGUCCCGCUGACUGCUGACUAAAUAUGAGAAUAUGAUUUAUAAGUUGCCAUUGGAGUUUUACUUUAAAUUAAUAAUUUAAACCAUAAAUACCACUGAUUUACAAAUAUCGUCAAAACUAUUAUGCUUAAAAUUUAAAAAAUAAAUACGGAAAAAUAUAUCCCUGCUGUAAAGAUUACAGAGAAAUCUAUAAGAAGUCAAUGGUAUUAUGAAUUUAUGGAGCAUUUAGUUUUUAUCAGCUGGUGUUAAGCGAUUUAUUUAUGCUAAAUUUACUUCUCACCCUUUUACGAUGUGCCACUUGUAGAUAUAAUAUAAAUUGUCAACCUACCUUUAGCAGAUCAAAGAAAUUUGCUAAAAAAUUUAAUGAGGGUAUUUUUUUUUAAUUUUUAAUUUUAACGAUAAACUGGCCCUGCUGGUAAAAGGUAAAAAGCUACACUUAUCAUUGAAUUUUCUCACCCACCAUGCUUUCAUAUCACAUUAGCACUAUUCUGUAACGAAGUUUUUGGCUCGACAUUGUGAGUUUCGAAUUCGUCUCUGUCUAGUCCAUACCAUAGAUAGAGAAAGACAGAGACGAAUUCGAAACUGUUCUUCGAAACCCAAUUCACACCGUCGAGUUAUAAAAAAUAUUUCAGAAUAACGCUACAGCAACUCUCUUCUCAGAUUAGAUCUUAAACCAAUAAGUAUUAUAAUUAAUUUAUUUCACAGCUUAUUUAUUUUUAUUGACUGAUUUAACCAAGGCCUGAAAUUACGGGUUUUAUUUACAUUAUUUUUCAUAUUUUUUUAUGGUUUAAUAUUGUAAAAAGGUUAAGUAACGCUCGCUGCAAUUAAGUGUUCACUGAAAACUAAAAUAGGUACUUACUACUUUGUGCGGUGUGCCUAUUAUUAUAGUAUUAUUUACACUUUUUAUAUAAAUAAUAAUAAUAGUGUCCUCGCCAUUUGUAAUUAAGAUAUCAUGUAAUUAAGAUAUCAUGGGUAAAGUUAAUUUUAGGCUACCAAAUUUCGAGAUGCCAUUUUAUAUUACUGGUACGUAUCGUGUAAUGGUAUUGUUAUCAACUAAUAUGAUAAAUGUGUAAGUUGGAAUGUACCGAAACGAUAAUCAAGUCAGAACGGCUGAAAAGAUUUGUAUGAAAUUUUCACAGAGAUAUAAUCUAGGAUAGUAAUGUGUUCAACUUGGCUGCCUGGAUAUAUUAUAGUGACACCGAAACAUAGAUAUGUUACGGUGUCACUAUAAUAUACAUGUUCAAGAAGUGGCAAAUUAUAAAAUUAAUACACAUUUUAUUGUUAUGGUUUGAAAUAAUAUUUAUUGUAUGAUAACUGACUUGGAAUAAUAAACACGAUAUACAGAAGUUAAAAAUAGAUGUAUUUUCAAAUUUUGUUGUAAAUUUCCUUUGGAUGGUGUUUGAAAACCGUUGCCCUGGUUCAAAUUUACGAUAACCUAACAAGCUACUGGUGCGUGGUCGUGUUAGCCGUAACGUAAUGUGCGGAAUAGGUUAUGGCUUAGCUAAAUUGACGAAAUACAGCCUUCCUACUAAUUUUCAAUUUCUUUACUCAACCAAGUCUUUCAUAGUCACUUCACAAUUAAGUUACUAAUAAUAUAAUCAUCCAUCCAUAACCAGUAAUGUUGAUAAUAUGCAUUUUGUCGAUUCGUCUAUAUUAAUUAACGAAUAGCUUAAUAAUGUACCUAGACCAUAUUCGAAUUGAAAUGUAUGUAGGUAGUUAAUUACCUAUCUGUAAAAACUGUAAUAAAUAUAAAAAAAUAUUAACCUAGCUAAUAAUUAUACUUAUACGAAUAAUGUAAUAUAAAAGAAUUGCUAGAUUAAAUAAUAAAAGUUUAUUAUAUAUAGACUAUACAUAUAGACAAGACGUAAAAUCUGAAUUAGGCUGCCAGUCCACCGAAGCGGAGAAACGGAGAAAUAUUAACCAAUAGGAUUGCACAAAAUCUCCGCUUCUCUUAAGUGGACAAGGACUUACGAACUAGUUUAAAAAGUCAUACAAAACCGGUAAGCGGAGCAGGGAAAAGGAAGCGGGGUUAAAUAAGUUGAAUUUAACAUUUAUUUAUUUAACAUAGUCUGCAACUCCGCUCCGCAACCUCGCUUCGCUCCGGUGGACAGACACUGUACGCAUCGCUCCGCUUUAGUCCGUUUCUCCGCUACGCUCCCUCGCUCUGCUUUGGUGUACAGGCAGUCUUAGGUAUAGCAUAAGUUGUGAUAUUUUGUACCUAAAAAGAAUGUGCCUAUGUACAAAAUUUUAUUUGCACGCAUUAUGUGCAUUAGAAAAGCCAAAAUUAUUAUAUUUUUGAUAAUUUAAUGAACGUUUGCUACAAUUGAUUUUGGUUAAGAAAAUUUGACUUACAUUUUCGAAUUUGACAAUAGCCUAAUUUCGAAUUUGUGCGGUUAUUGAACCUACAAAAACUAAAUUUAUAUUGAAUAUAUUGUUAUGUACAAGUAUGCACAUGAUCAUUAAGAACCUUGAAUAGUUUUAUAAAUAAACUAUUUAGACAUAACACAAUAUUUGAAAACUUUGUUUGUAUGUUUCUUUGUUUGUUUGUUUGUAAUGAAUAGGCUCAAAAACUACUGGACCGAUUUUAAAAAUUCUUUCACCAUUCGAAAGCUACAUUAUGCACAAGUAACAUAGGCUAAAUUUUAUUUUGGAAAAAAUAGGGUUCCGUAAGAUAUUUGGGUUUUUCGGACACAAGGUGUAAAAAAUGAACCAGAAAAGUAGGGUAGGGCUAGGUAGGAGUAGGGAAGGGUUAGGGGUAGGCUAGGGGUAGGGUAGGGGUAGGAUAAGGGUAGUUAAAAGUUUACAUCGAGUUUCACGCGGACGAAGUCGCGGGCAUCGGCUAGUCAUGGAUAACACUCAAGUUAGUUUACAGUCUCUACUUUUCUCUACUUAAUGAUUUCACAAGAAUCAAUGCAAGAAAUUAAAUUGAUGGUUUAGUUUAUUUAGUAGCCUUGAAUUGUUAAAAAAGAUUUUAAAUUAGAGGUUAUAUAGAGGCUAUAUAUUCGUAUUAUAUAUCAACGAAUAGGUUCAUAGGAAAUAGGAUUAAAUUAAUGGUUUAUGACUUGGUACGGUCAAUAUAUCCCAAGUCAUACACUCUUGUGACUAUGACUGCCAUCUUUUUCCCAUUAAAUAACGAUUCAGUCUCAGGUAGUCGCGCGUUAACUUGCAAAGUUUUAUUUUAUUCGUAGUAACCGGGGACGAUGAAGCAGUUCAGAAAUAUUAACGUGUUAAAUUUAAAUGUCUUUAAAAUUGAACUGGGGUCCUUCAGCAAUUAAUAAAGGCACCAACUAGUUAGAACUUAGUUCACUAUUAUGUAUGGCAUUAGAAAUAUAUUCUCACGCGUUAUUUAUAAGUAUGUAUAAUGUUCACAGUGUCAUAUUACAAAUAGGUUGCCUUCUAAUACAUCUAAAUGAAAAUCAAAAUCACGAACAAUGGCAAAUUAAUACUGUUAAUUUAAGCAUAUAAUAAGCUUUCAUUUGAUACAUUCGUCGACUAAAUAACUGACGAUGGUAAUUAAAUAACAUUAUUCAACUGUUUAUAUCUGGCAACCCCACAGAUGCAAUGUGAAAGCAGGCAAACUUUACGUUUUUAAUUCUGUUGGAAACGAUUUUUUUAAAUUAACCAAUGAGGAAGUAGAUUAAUAUAAUAAAAAAUAUAUAUCUAUUAGUAUUUUUUAUUACUAUCCGGAUGCAACAUUUUGCAAUGUGUCGAAGUGAAUAUUUUCUAUUAUUUACAUCUUAUGCCAAAUAAAUAACAGAUGAGGGUAUACUUAUAUUUUUUAUGCCGGAUUUCGUACUGUAAUGAAGUUUUACUUCAAAAAGCAACAUAUCUACAAUUGUGCCUGUAGUGAAAUAUAAUUUGUUUUAAACGAGUAAAUCUAAAAUGGCACUAUUUUACAUACCCGUGAGUGUUUAGGUAUGCGGUUUUUUUGUUAUAAUAAUAUCAUAAUUUAUAGAUUAGAAUAAUGACCUAUAUUAUUUUUAAAGUUAAAAUUGUUGUAAUAUCGAUUUGAAAGUUAAGUUUGAUUAAGGUUGAGUAGGUAGCUAAUUAUUAUUAUUGUAGUU
Bicyclus anynana (squinting bush brown) is the source of this 7206-nucleotide messenger RNA. Its product is annotated as sorting nexin-13-like. NCBI's taxonomy places the organism in Eukaryota, Metazoa, Arthropoda, Insecta, Lepidoptera, Nymphalidae. Gene Ontology annotation, cellular component: early endosome. The coding region runs from base 90 to 3020 and encodes 976 amino acids. The transcript is spliced from 23 exons. Gene Ontology annotation, molecular function: phosphatidylinositol binding. The record is from RefSeq and is a predicted model, not a curated record.